Chenopodium quinoa (quinoa) is the source of this 2254-nucleotide messenger RNA. RefSeq names its product probable WRKY transcription factor 61. The record is from RefSeq and is a predicted model, not a curated record. Lineage: Eukaryota; Viridiplantae; Streptophyta; Magnoliopsida; Caryophyllales; Amaranthaceae. Gene Ontology annotation, molecular function: sequence-specific DNA binding; DNA-binding transcription factor activity. Gene Ontology annotation, biological process: regulation of DNA-templated transcription.
GCUCCCUUGCAAUGUUUGCCUCUAUAAUUUAAAGAGGCAGAUAACAAACACACACAAUUUACAGUUUGAACACGACAAACAAUUAACAAAAACAAAGAGAGCUAGAGAAAGAGUAAGGCAUGACGACGACAAGUAUGGAGCAACAACAACAUGGAGGAGCCAACUCUUCUCAAGAUGAAGGGAAAAUCAAGGAAGAGAAUGAUUCUAACAAUAAUCGUCGUAAAAGGGUUGAAUCAUCAUCGUCUCCUUCGACUAGCUUCAACGAUGAAACUCAUAAGAAUGAUGAAAGUUUGACACAAUCCACUGAUGAACGUAAUAUAAAGAAAGAUUCCGACGUUGAUAAACAGGGCAAAGAACUUGAGUCAACAAAAGCUGAAAUAGGUGAAGUAAUGGAAGAAAACCAAAGGCUUAAGCAAUACCUAAAUAAGAUGAUGACUGAUUAUCAAAUGUUACAAAGCAAAUUCCAUGAAAUCUCUCAACAAGACUCAAAACAACUCAAGAUUAUGGCCGCAACUCCUCCUCCUCCUUCUCGAGCUUCAUGUGAUGAAGAUGAAGAAGAAGCAGAUAAAGAACUUGUAUCCCUUAGUCUAGGGAGAUCUCCAAGUCUCGACUCUAAGAAGGGAUAUACUAAUAAGUUAAGUUCACCAUCCAAAUUAGCAACGAAUCAUAGCAAAUAUGUUGACAUGGAAGCUAAUGAGAGAAGCUUGGAUCUCGGAUUAGAGUGCAAGUUUAAAGCUUCAAGUACGACAGAUCAUCCUCAAAACCUCAAUGAGACGAAAUAUAGCGAAGCUCUUAAGAGUAAUAAUGUUACAACUGGUGGUAAUAGUAAUGGAGACGACGAAUUAGUACACCAACCCCCUAUGAAGAAAGCUAGAGUUUCAGUUCGAGUUAGAUGUGACACCCCAACUAUGAAUGAUGGAUGUCAAUGGAGAAAGUACGGGCAAAAGAUUGCUAAAGGAAACCCAUGUCCUCGAGCUUAUUAUCGUUGCACGGUUGCUCCAUCAUGUCCAGUAAGAAAACAAGUGCAAAGAUGUGCUGAAGACAUGUCCAUCUUGAUCACCACAUAUGAAGGGGCACAUAAUCAUCCACUCCCAGUCUCAGCAACAGCAAUGGCUUCCACCACUUCAGCAGCAGCCUACAUGCUAAUGUCUAAAUCGUCGACAUCUUCAAAUCUCGGAUCACUCCCUUCUACAACGACACCUAUUGGAGAACAACUUCAUGGAGGCCUUAAGUUCAACAUCCUCAAUAAUUCUGAACAAAAUUCAUUUUUUUCUCCAAAUUCCUCUACAUUUUCUCCUGCUCCUAUACACCCUACAGUAACCCUAGACCUUACUUCAACCCCUUUAUCAUCCACAAAUAACCAAUUCAAUAAGGUUGCUUCAAAUUUAGGUUCAAGGUAUUCUUCAUCAAAUCUCACCUUCAAUUUUUCGGAAAAUUCAAACAAUCCCCUUUACUCUUGGUCUAAUGGAUUACCUAGCUAUGGAACUCAAUCCUACAAAAAAACCCUAAAUAGCCCACUAAAUAUUGGAUCAUCAAACAAUACAUACAAUUUUCAAAGUAAUCUCUUGCAAAAGAGUAACAUCUCUCAUAUAAAUCCUCCUAAUCAUGAUUCUUUGCCCGACACAUUUGCUCAAGCAGCCAAGGUUCUUACUUCAGAUCCAAGCUUCCAAUCAAUUCUAACCGCCACCUUGUCAUCCUUCAUCAAUGGAAAUAAUGGCAAUGCUAAUAGCAAAAUAGUUGGAAAUUACGCUAGCAAUCACCACGAAAAAGGCGGUUGUCAUACUUCUUCUACAAAUAGCUCAUUAUUUCAAUCCACAAGCAAUAAGGACACUAAUGGAUAUGUUUCAAGCUUGUCUAACAAGGUUCCUAUAGCACCAAAUUCAGAAUUAGCUCAAAGUAGCCAUAUGUUUCUUACUUCUUCAUUGCCUUUCUCUUCUACUAAAAGCACAUCAUCCUCCCCUGAUAAUAUAAAUCAAACAAAUUGAACAUUAUUUGAAAAGCUUAUUGUAAAUUGUAGAUUUUUAAAAAGCAAACAUUAUUGAUUUGUAGUUUAUUAUUAUUAGCUAGUGAGAUAAUUUAAAAUUCAAGUCUUAUAGGAGUUUUGAACUAGAGUUUUUUUUAAAUCAAUGAUACAUUCCUUAACUUCUCCUAUUAUAUACUGUGUGAUUCUAUUUUGAUACUUUAUUUAGUUUGACUGUGGAUGGGAAUUUGUAAAAUUGACUAUGUAUUAAUGUAAUGCUAAUAUAAUUGUAUU